AGAGUAGAGGCGCAGAGACUGGAUCUAGAGAACGCUGUGUUGGUGCAGGAACUGAUGGCCGUCAAAGAGGAGAAGGCUGAGCUGAAGGCUCGCAGCUACCUGCUGGAGAAAGAGAAGCGAGCCUUGGAGCUACGACUGAGCGGCAAAGAGACGCAGGAAACGGCCUACCGCAUACAGAUAGAACACUUACAGGGGGAGCUGGAGCUGGUGGCCGGGGAACACCCACCGCACGCCCCCCUCACCUCCCCCUCUCCCUCCUCUCCCCGGUCAGGUGCCAGUGGUCAUCAGUAUCAUCAUCAUCAUCAGUCUUCUAGAACAACGACGGCGAGCUCAAAGCAGCAACAGCAGCAGCAGCAACAUCUCCCAGACGCGUGGAAGGUGACGGAAAUGGCGUCACGGGAUGCCAACGAUCUGGCGAGGGACUUCCUCUUGAGCCUGGAGAGGGAGCGUGUUCUCAAAUGGCGCGUCUCGGAGCUCAUGUCCACUUUGGAGAAAAUUUCCCGGAAUUCGGAAAGUGGCCACAAGCAGUGGGCCCAGUUCGUCAACGACCUAAAACGGGCCAACUCGGCCUUGAUCUCGGCCUUCGACAAAGCCCGCAAGAAGUACCAGGGCCGGCUGAAGAAGAUGGAGGGACAGCUGAAGGGCUGGAAGGAGAAAUACGACGCAGACACGGCCGCACUGAGGCAGCGCUUGAGUGUGCUGGAGGGGACCAGAGGGGGAGGGGGAGGGGUUCGUACCCCACCCACCCCCCAACCGCCGCCCAGCGAAACCUCGUUGUAGUAGUUGAGGCAUCCCCAUACGAGGUCCGUCCCAGAAUAACGUUUCCCUCCUCCGCAAAAUCAAAAGUACGCAAUCAACAGCCACUAAAUUUUGUGACGUCAUGACAUCAUGUCUGAGAAAUCUCUACGCCAAAUUGCAAGUGCAUUGGUAAACGGGUCAUAGAGCUGUGACGUGUCAAGUGUGGUGUUCUUGUGUAUUUUGUCCGAGGCUAAUUCGAGGAAAAUGGCUGAGCAAAAGACUGGUGCAACCUUCUCUUUCUACGAUGUCCGAAUAGUGAUCAAAUGUUCAACUCUUCUCGGCAAGUCUGCAGUUGAAACCCUUGGUGAUCUAUACAAAGUAAUCGGGAAUAAUGCCCCAUCAAUUCAAACAGUAAGGAAAUGGAUCAGGAGGUUGAAGGUGGGAGGUCUGAAAGAUGAAGCGCACUCACAAAACACAGUGGGAGAGAAAGGUGAUGCACAUUGGGGGGUUUUUUCUACAUGAGUGGCAUCCUACUGAGCUGGCUAGUCCCACCUGGCGUAACUGUCAAUGGUAACUACUACACAGGUUCGUCCUCAAAGACGGGCUGAGACCUGCGGUCCGCAAAAAAGACCCGCUUUGCUGGAAGAAAGCGUGAUCCUGCGUCAUGACAACGCGCCUGUUCACAAGUCCAGAGUUGUGCACGAGCUUCUUGACGGCUACUCGUGGGAAUUUCUUGUGUUGGAACACCCGCCCUAUUCGCCCGAUCUCGCCUCUUGCAGCUUCCACCUCUUCCCCAAGGUGAAAUGCUGCGAGGUCGGCGAUUUGAGGACGAGGACCAGAUUCAAGAAAAGCACUCGGGACCUUGGACAAACAAUCACUGACCACUGUCGUUGACCACUGGGUACAUCAAGUGGAGAAAUGUCUGGAACUUGAUGGUUCCUGCGUUGAAUAGGUAUUUGAAUAAGCUAUGUGUUGAUACCAAAUACAUUUACAUGUUCAAGGUGAUUUAUCAUUAUAAGUGAGGGUGGCAUAACAGGGAGACUUUAUUCCCACACAGACCUCAUAGCUGACCACCAGCAUGCUGAAAAAAAAAAGUAUUAAGUAUGUUUGUUAGGAUCUGAGCACCAAAGUCUGCUUCUGUUUUGGGAGUGGAAAAUACUUUUGCUGUCUUCUAGUGCAUUAAGUUGUUAUUGU
Molecule: messenger RNA, 1932 nt
Organism: Aplysia californica (California sea hare)
Lineage: Eukaryota; Metazoa; Mollusca; Gastropoda; Aplysiida; Aplysiidae
Product: colorectal mutant cancer protein
Source: RefSeq, a predicted model, not a curated record